Molecule: messenger RNA, 1055 nt
Organism: Wasmannia auropunctata (little fire ant)
Lineage: Eukaryota; Metazoa; Arthropoda; Insecta; Hymenoptera; Formicidae
Gene: Uqcc1
Product: ubiquinol-cytochrome-c reductase complex assembly factor 1
Exons: 6
Coding region: 141-944 (267 amino acids)
Biological process (GO): mitochondrial respiratory chain complex III assembly
Cellular component (GO): mitochondrion
Source: RefSeq, a predicted model, not a curated record
CUCUAUCUUUGUUUACUAAUGCCAGCGCGCGUUCAGUAUUAUUGUAUUUUUUAGUGGUGCACAUUGCACGCUCGUCGUCAUCGUCGCUCGACUUCCUCGUGUCGGCGCAUGCAGGAAGCUACACCUACGGAGAUCGCGAGAUGUCCGUCGCAAGAUGCGCCCGUCUGUUUCCCUCGUCAAAGAACGCGGCGUUGUUAUUGAGCCAGAGGAUAACGCAGCCACAUGGAGACCUUGGCACCGUCAGGCUGCUACCGGCGAUUUUCACGGCGUACCCGCCGACGCCCCGGGAUAUCCACACGUCGUCGGAGCUCCGCACGUCCGCGGUGGAAAACUCGGUUGUACGGCCGAAAAUGGGAUUCAUAGAGAGAAGUCUGAGAAAAGCCGGUAUUCUGGACAUCCACAAAUAUAGAAUGAUAUUAUUGGGCUAUAUGGUAUACGAACGUAUAAUGAAUCAAGUGGAUUACCCUUUCUUCUUCAAACAUUUUAACAUGCCAGAUACAUUUUUCUCUUGGUUUCUGGUGACGGAGCUUCACGUGUGGAUGAUAAUGGUUCGCUAUAUGGCAAACGAGAAUGAUGGAAAAAUUGUCAGGAAUAAUGCGGUAGCAGCAAUGUGGCAGGACUCGCAGGCCAGGAUACACAAACUUGGUCCAGUUAAGUCCAAAAUUAAAAAUGAACACCUACAGGAAAUAUCGUAUCAAUUCAAUGCUGCUAUAAUAGAUUACGACGAGGGCAUACAAUCGGACGACAAAGUAUUAGCGGGAGCAUUGUGGAGACGAUUCUUUCAGUCGGAAUGCAACAAUCCGGAACACGUUGAAACGCUUGUCAUUUACAUUAGGAAACAGAUAUGUCUGUUUGACAGUUUAUCAAAUAAUGAAAUCUUUUUAAGAGAACCUACUUUAAAAUUAAUAGACAUAAAAAGUUUGUGUAAGAAUCAACAAUCAUGAUUACAGUUAGCAGAUAAGAGUGAUAGAUAAUGAAAUAUUGUGUUCUUGUAAAUACAUAACGUUAUUAUGCAAGGAAUGUAAAAAAUAUAUAGUAAUAAAUGUAGAAUGUUA